Messenger RNA from Salvelinus fontinalis (brook trout), 834 nucleotides. RefSeq names its product histidine-rich glycoprotein-like. The coding region runs from base 1 to 834 and encodes 277 amino acids. The record is from RefSeq and is a predicted model, not a curated record. NCBI's taxonomy places the organism in Eukaryota, Metazoa, Chordata, Actinopteri, Salmoniformes, Salmonidae. The transcript has a single exon.
AUGCAGGGAAAUCCAAACUGCAGAAAAUGUCCACACCAAGGAAAGCCCCACUACAGCCUGCCCCACUACAGCCUGCCCCACUACAGCCUGCCCCACUACAGCCUGCCCCACUACAGCCUGCCCCACUACAGCCUGCCCCACUACAGCCUGCCCCACUACAGCCUGCCCCACUACAGCCUGCCCCACUACAGCCUGCCCCACUACAGCCUGCCCCACUACAGCCUGCCCCACUACAGCUUGCCCCACUACAGCCUGCCCCACUACAGCCUGCCCCACUACAGCCUGCCCCACUACAGCCUGCCCCACUACAGCCUGCCCCACUACAGCCUGCCCCACUACAGCCUGCCCCACUACAGCCUGCCCCACUACAGCCUGCCCCACUACAGCCUGCCCCACUACAGCCUGCCCCACUACAGCCUGCCCCACUACAGCCUGCCCCACUACAGCCUGCCCCACUACAGCCUGCCCCACUACAGCCUGCCCCACUACAGCCUGCCCCACUACAGCCUGCCCCACUACAGCCUGCCCCACUACAGCCUGCCCCACUACAGCCUGCCCCACUACAGCCUGCCCCACUACAGCCUGCCCCACUACAGCCUGCCCCACUACAGCCUGCCCCACUACAGCUUGCCCCACUACAGCCUGCCCCACUACAGCCUGCCCCACUACAGCCUGCCCCACUACAGCCUGCCCCACUACAGCCUGCCCCACUACAGCCUGCCCCACUACAGCCUGCCCCACUACAGCCUGCCCCACUACAGCUGCACUGAGCUGGGGGAAUCCCCACUUCCCAUCUCUAUGACGCAAGCACAACGAAUAGAGGAUCCGUUUUAA